Messenger RNA from Grammomys surdaster, 1558 nucleotides. RefSeq names its product low density lipoprotein receptor class A domain containing 1 (gene Ldlrad1). Lineage: Eukaryota; Metazoa; Chordata; Mammalia; Rodentia; Muridae. Gene Ontology annotation, molecular function: protein binding. The record is from RefSeq and is a predicted model, not a curated record. The transcript has 5 exons. Bases 1 to 657 code for a protein of 218 amino acids.
AUGAGCCUGGGCUGUGAGAGACCAGAAUUUUGCCCAGUCUGCUUCUGGUCUCUCGGGCAGGCAGAUGUGGAGAGUAACACAGCCGCUGGAAGGAAAGCUCGCCCUGGAAGCGAAGGCUGUGACCCCCUCUGCUGCUCACGCCGUGGGGCCUGCCUCUCUGUCUCCCUGCUACUCCUGCUGGCCAUGCUUGCCGCCUUGCUUGUUCUGGCCACCGUCUUUGGACAUCCAUCCCGCACACCAGAGACUCACUCCUGUGUGACACUGGCCAACAGGACGGGGUUCUUGUGCCAUGACCGAAGGCACUGCAUCCCAGCCCAUGCGGUGUGUGACAGCAUCCGCACCUGUCCUCACGGUGAGGAUGAGGCUGAGAGCUUGUGUCGAGAUGUGCCCCAGAGCCUCCCCAGCUUCCUCCUGACCACCUGUGGAGACCCAGACUCCUGGAUCUACUCAGACCAGAAAUGUGAUGGUACCAACAACUGUGGGGACUGCUCAGAUGAGCUGAGCCCAGUGACUGCGUGCCCACCCUGUGGCCCCGGGUGGUGGCGCUGCACGCCAACUGUGUUCAAGUACUGCAGCUGUGUCCCAAGGGUUCUGUGCCGGGACGGAAUGCAGCACUGCUCUGACUGGUCAGAUGAGUACUCCUGUCCUGGACCUUGAGUGAGCCUCCCUCCAUCCACACCAUAAGAGUUGGCACCCGGAACCUUUCACCAGAGCAUCAAACCCUAGACCACAACGGCAGGAAGAAAUCUUUGCCAUCUACCAGUGACACCCGGCCCCCAUUGUCUUUGAACAGGAAUUGUCUUUCCUCCUUUCGAGUGUCUCACUUGGGCACAUCCAAUGACAAGGAGCUCACAACCAUGUUAGGUAGAUUCUAACAAAGAUGAGGUGUCUGCCUCCGUCCCUUUAGGCCUGUCAAUGGGACCACAUAGAAGAGACACGCUCCUUGGCUCCAGAACAGGCCUGAAGUUCCAAUCUUGUCAUCCCUUGAAAAGAUAGAUAAAAUUGUGUCUUAAAUGCCAAGUGAGUUUAGCCCUGUGGGUAGAAGACAAAGCACACACAUUUACCGUCAUUUGGUGCCUAAGGCAGAAGCUGCUGCGCUCAAGGCCUCAGUGGCUUGUUAGUUACCCAACUCACCAGCAGCCCGACUGAUCACAUGAGGUUGCAUGUAGCACUUGGGACCUGGUACCUACUAGUUUCCCAAUCUCCAGGAGGCUGUGGCUCCAGACCCAGAGAAAGUGCAGCUUAGAAGAACCCCUCGAUGCCUUUAGCCUUCACCCCACAACUGCCUACAGGUUUAUAUUCAGGUCCUGAAGCCAGAACGAGCCAUUUCCCUGCAUACCUUCUAGCUCCAUAACACGCAGGCAGGCAAGGAUGGGUAUGUUCAUUAGACAGAUGAAGAGACUCAGGCCCAAGGGAUGACUUGCCCAGGAUGGACCUGGAACUGGGACUCAAAGUCAGUCUGUGGAACUCUGACUUCAGGGCCUCCCCCAUUAUUAAAGAAUAGAGCCACACCUUGGCUGGGGGGGGGAUCUGUGAGGAGGGGUAUUAAAGACGUAGC